This is a messenger RNA of Poecile atricapillus (Black-capped chickadee), 1209 nucleotides long. RefSeq lists its product as uncharacterized. The record is from RefSeq and is a predicted model, not a curated record. The coding region runs from base 1 to 750 and encodes 249 amino acids. The transcript has a single exon. Lineage: Eukaryota; Metazoa; Chordata; Aves; Passeriformes; Paridae.
AUGAGUGGGAGCAUUUCCAUUAUCAUGUCUAACGAGGAUCUGUCUUGCCCUGUAAACUACUUGUAUUUCCGCUUAAAUCAGGAGAAAAAGAAACCCAACAGCACUGUGCUGAAAUGCAGAAAUAACGUUUCUUUUGCCACACAGGUAGGAAGAGAAAAUGAAAUCGCGCAGCAGCAGCAGCAGCCCUUACAAUAUAGCUCUCAACCUUUGGCCAUCUCACCGGUGGGUCUGGAGUGGGGUUGGCACAGGUUUGUAGUGAAGCCAGGCAGACACCCCUGUGACCAUGGUGGAUCACACCUGUCACGUACCCUUGAAUCCGGGUCGCUGAGCCAGCCCUGGCAGCUGGCCCUGCACGGGGGUCCCGGUGGGCGGCUCCGUUCAGCCGCGGCGCCCGUGGCCACGUGGCCGCCCCACCGCCAUGCUGGCCGCGGCGUCCCCUCGGCUGAGCGUUGGCCAUGGCGCGUGGGGCCACGGAGCUGUGGUGACACCCUUGGCCGGGGUGCUGGGGGACACCCACAAGGCGGUCCCGUGGCACUGACGGCCGCGUGUCACCCUGGGCACGGAGCCAGGCGGUCACCACCCACGCUGCCCCAAGGGUCAGUAGGACCCCGAGUGCUUUGGGCUCCGCUUGUGGCCCCUGGCUCGGCCGGGCAGGGCCCUGCGUGGGGCAGCCCAGCGAGCGGAUUCUCCCGUACGGCCGUGCCACGUAUUGUAAAGACAGUUGUUACCGUCACGUCCUGCCAUCGAUGACGGACGUCGCGUUCCCAAACUCGGAGCAGCUCUGGCCAUCGGCUCUGUGGCGCAAAGAGACAGUCCUGCGUGUCCAGGCGGCAGAGCAUCCCCCGUGGAAGUGCCCCCCUCUCCUCAGUUCUCUGCAGCAAACCUGUUUACAUUGUAGCCUGACUUUUUUCUUUUUAUAUUUUUACUUCUGCAUGUCCUUUGCAUUUCAGAUACUGUAGAUUGGAUGCAUGGUGAAGCUGUGACUGAGAAGAUAAUACAACAAUUGACAGUGUAUUAUUUCAUUUAACUUUUAGCAAUAAAGUAACUAAACCCUCUAUUCCUCACCCAUGAUGGGGUCAGAUAGAAAACUCUGCUAAUUUGUCAUAAGAUGAUUGUCAAAGUUUGCUCUGGAUUGUCUGAAUGUCAGAACUCUUGACUGUUUAACACUUGAACAUUUUUUAUAUUAUAAAUAAAAUAAGAAAUAACAAG